CUUUGACCAAUGAGAUUACUAGUUCUCCUCAUAUUAGCAGCAGCUCACGUCUCUGAAUGUGACAUGGCGUCUGAGAAGGAAGUUUACUGCUAAAUAGACGUUCAUGUUGUUUUUAUGACGUUGUCUGGACCAGAAGGCUACAGUAGGAGCCACGCACAUUUUCUAGACACUUGCAUUGAUGGUAAUGCAUGCAAGGAAACCUCAGAGGAUUACUGAUGGGUACUUCGAAAAGCAUCAAGCCCAUCCGUAUCAGAAUUCCAAAUAUAGCAGUUCUAAAGGGAACUAUGAUGGAAGGUACAAUCAUGAAAGAAUGCGUGAUUCACCAAAUGGUAACUCCUAUCGGUCUGACAGCCCUGAUUCACAAAGUCCUAGAGACAGAAGCUAUCAGACAAAGAAUUCGUAUAUUCAGAAACUUCGUGAAAAGGAGAGAGAAAAUAGAGACUACAAGUCAAGAGACAAAUAUUCGGACUGUGCCAGAUCUCCUAAAGAUAAACGCAGCCGUGAGAGCAGGGAUUCAGAACACAGAACCAAUCAUGACAGGAGUUCCUCCGAGGUUAUUCUUCAUCCAAUAAAAGUGCAGUCACAAAAUGCAUCUGCACGGGAGUCUUCCCAGCGUAAACCUUUACACAACUCCUGCCAAGACAAACGUGAAGAACGUGAACGUGUGGUAAGAGUAGGUGAUUGGUCAGAGCACAUCAGUUCAUCAGGUAAAAAAUACUACUACAACUGCAAAACAGAAGUAUCCCAGUGGGAGAAACCUCGAGAGUGGCUGGAGCGUGAGAGGGACCGUGACCGAGACAGAGGGCGUGACAAAGGUCCAAGAGAAUUGGAUCGUGGUGGAGGUGGCAGUAGCAGUAGCUACAGUAGCAGCAGUGGUAGUAGUCGAACAGUUCAUGAUAAACAUUCCAACUCACGCUCAUCGCUUAGCAGUUCUCGAGAUGGGCUUUCGAAGUCCAUGCUUCCUGCAGCAACAUCGCGGCAGCUUGAAAAACGAGAAGCAUAUUGGGCUGGACAGUCGGGAAGUUCACGAGAUACUGAAGGUGAAAGUCAUGAACGACGGAAGCAUUUGGAUGGUGAAUCGCAGGCUCAGGACAUGGAUAUAUCACCUGGUGAUAGCACUCCAACAUCUGAAACCUCAUAUAUUCACACACCAACUGGAAACAGCAGUUGUUCCCAGCAACAACAGCAAUCGCUCCCAGUCUCAUCAAGUGAGACUGGGCCUGUGCUUCUUGCAAAUGCAUUGCCUCGUCUUGCAUCACAUCCUCACCUUAUGACAUCGCCAGCUUCAGCUGGUGGUCGAAGUACAUACCAGCAACCCCAAACCUCACAAGCACAAUCUGUGGGGAAAGGCAGCCAUACAUCAUCCGGAUCCACACGAACAACCUCUCCUGGACCACAGCCACAGCAGCAGCCUCAGACAUCACAGGCUUCACCAGUCGGCAGUGCAACUCCCACAAUGGUUCCACAGGCACAGGCUAAUGCACCAGGACCACCUGUGACUUUGGCAAGCUUACCAAGGCUACUUUCACAAAUUACUGGAGCCAAAGGGCUGCAAAGUAUGGAACAAGCUGAGGCUCUACAGACAAUCCAAACAGCAUUGUUAUUAUCACGGCAAGCUUUGGAUACUACUGGACAAAACAACCAACAACAUACACCGACUUCAACCCAGAUGCCAUUAGCUCCUCUUAAAGUUGAUACAAGUGGCGAAAGUGGGGUAACUCUUGGAGAAGGCCCUCCGACACCUACUCAUUCAGAAAGUCAAGACUGUGUGGAUGCUCGAAAAUGUCUUAGCAAUGUCUCCUUGAAUCGUAGAGUAGCGAGUCCUCCAAGCAGUUUAAGCUCUCUGCAGACUCUUGCCCAAGCUGGAGUUGGGAGCUGCAGUUCACUCCAUGCCCUGCGUCCUCAGGGCCCACAUCUUACUCCUAGUUUAGCCAACCAUUAUAGAGAUGACCUUGUUAAUCAUGUUCGUGGUUGGCCUGCUGAAGCUCUUGAGAAACAAGCCCAAAAACUUGGUGAAGAAGGCCACACAAUGGGGAGUUUGCAGUGCACUCGUGUCUCCGCUGAGUUGAAGACUGCUCGUUCAACAGUACGACUCACAGAGAUCCAGGCUACUCUGCAGGAGCAAAGGAUAUUGUUUCUACGUCAACAAAUUGAAACACUGGAACAACUCAAAUCUCAGAAUUCUUUUAUGUCUGAUGACUCAUAGUGUUCAAAGUUCUUUAAAUAAAUUACAAGGGGCAAAAGGCCAUUGAUGGCCAGCAGGACAGCCAGAGAUGCUUGGUGUCAAACAGCAAGAGAGAAUUUUAGUUGUGAUGGGAGUGGUGACAGUUCACUGUGCCCAAAGACUGCUUAGUUGUUCAUUGUCUGCAAGGUGGUAUUGUCAGAAACUACCUGCAGUGGGUGUCAGUCUUGCUCUUAAUGUGUUUAUUGUACUGGCAGAUGGGAAGGGUCAUCAUUUUAAUAGUUUGGUUUUUUGUAAAGGAACAUAUGGCCUUAGUAGGGGCAGGCUUUACUUGUGUAUGUAGAAUGUGGUCCUUUUACCUCAAGAUAGGCCAUUUUCCUUUACAAAAAUAAAAUUUGUUCUCCAGUGAAGGAAAUUAAUUUAUAGUUUGGAAGGGAUGGGAAGAAACUGGAUAUUGAAAGUGAAUAACCCUACAGCACUAAUGCUAAGGUAUGAGAGAAAAGGAGUGUAAAACUAGCUCCAAGCUGAUGCAAAGAUUGUAAAUUAUUACUUCAUAAUGCACAUUGAGUGGUUUAAUUUCCAGUGCUGUUUCAUGUGUGUGACCGCUUGCGAUGAUGGCUGUCAGCCAGAUGACCUCAUGAUUCAGAUAGCUUUUUGUACAUAAUUAAUAUUAAGAAUAAGUAUAAAUGUAUGGACUUCUCAGGUCCCUCAGCUGAAUCCUGUCUCCUCCACGUGUUGGCCUGAUCAGUGAAAAAUAUUUUGAUACCUGCAUUUGUGUUACACCAGACUGAAAAUAAAAAUUAAAAAAAAAUUAUUGGAAGCAGUAUCUGUACUCUGAACUGCCCAUGUGCAUGGGCCACGUUUAUUUCAUGCAAAUAUAUAGGUAUAUAUGUAUGUAUUCUUUUAUGUUUUAAAUAAUUAGUCUUGAGAAGUCCAUAGCUCUUCAGUUAGAAUAACGUAAAAGUAUUGUUGACGAAUAAUAAAAUGAAAUAAUGUGGAAGUAUGUUUGGAUCUGCUUUAUCGCCUCAAUGAGAUCAUUUCUUCCAAAUUCUGAGCCACCAAAAAAAAAAUAAUAAAUUAAAAAAAAUACAACAGCAACAACAAAAAAACCUUUUGUUUAUCCUGUACAGAGCUAAUAUUUCAAUUAAGUCUGUAUUUUAAAAAUAUUUUAAUUAUUUUUGAGUCAUAAGUGCACUGUUUUAUUAGCCCCCUUGUUUUGAGUGCACAAGAAUCGUAAUGAGUGAAUGUGAGAGAUUCAUAAUGUCUUCUAUGUUAAUCUGAGGCAAUUUCAAACAUGUAUGUCAUAGCCUGUGUAUUUAUGAAGCCCAACUUUCAAUAGCUGUAGGUUGUGUGUAAGGUUUGUGUGUUCAGAGCAAGGGGUAGCAAAAUAUUAAUCAUAAUUAUAAAAGAAAAAAAUCACAGACUUUCACUUUGUCGUGUUGCAUCUUCUUAUGCGAUUGCAACAGACCAGUUUUCGUAGGAUGCAUUUUUCAAUGUUGCAUUUCUUAUGUUGUUCAGUAUAGAGUUUAAAAAUUCAGAGUAAUACAUGGAGUCAAGAAAAACAUAUUCUAGUUUUUAUUUCUUCAAAUUCAAUUAGUUGAUGCUCUCUAGAUCGUUUGCCCCAUACAGAAAGAUGGUUUUAUUUUCUAAACCUCGCCUUGUAGAUAAAUCCCCAAUUCUUGAUUUUGUAUUCUCUCUCUCUCUCUCUCUUUCUUUCUUUCUU
Molecule: messenger RNA, 3905 nt
Organism: Gryllus bimaculatus (two-spotted cricket)
Lineage: Eukaryota; Metazoa; Arthropoda; Insecta; Orthoptera; Gryllidae
Source: the annotation of a GenBank genome assembly